AAAUACUCCUAAUCUUAAACAUUUUUUCAUAUCUCUUCUCCAAUUCUUCCUAAAUCCUAUUCUUAACUCUCUACUCUCUAAUUCUCUUCUCCAAGAAGUUAAGAUGGAAAAUCAAAAUGCCAUUAUACGGUAUAAUUUUGAUAAGCAGAAGGACCCGAAGACCGGGAUGUGGUACGCAAUUUGCAAAUGGUGCGAAAAAAAAUGUAUCAUGGGGGCUUCAGGCGGAUUCGGGAUGGCAAUCAAGCAUAUGAAGUCAUGUGACAAAGCCAAAGGAUCGGGAGGUGCAGGAAGUUCCGAUUGAUUACAAUUUUCAAAAUGUUUAUCUCUUAAAGUUUGUUUUAAUUUUCAAAUGUAGUUCCUAUUUAAUUUCAAAUAAAUGCAAUUGAAGUUUGUUUUUAAUACUCGUAUAAAACCAUAAACUAUAAAAUAUAAAUUAUAAAAAAAAAAUUAACCGGCCCGGCCCGAACCGGACCCGACCCGUGACCCGGGCGGGUGGCCCGGCCCGAACCGGACCCGUCCAACCCUCGGGCCGGUCCCGGGCCCACUUUUCUUGAACCGGCGGCCCGACCGGGCCUAGGCCCGGCCCGGGC
Molecule: messenger RNA, 590 nt
Organism: Cuscuta europaea
Lineage: Eukaryota; Viridiplantae; Streptophyta; Magnoliopsida; Solanales; Convolvulaceae
Source: the annotation of a GenBank genome assembly